Messenger RNA from Anarrhichthys ocellatus (wolf-eel), 2843 nucleotides. Its product is annotated as fibroblast growth factor receptor substrate 2. The coding region runs from base 861 to 2459 and encodes 532 amino acids. The record is from RefSeq and is a predicted model, not a curated record. Gene Ontology annotation, molecular function: transmembrane receptor protein tyrosine kinase adaptor activity; fibroblast growth factor receptor binding. The transcript is spliced from 7 exons. Gene Ontology annotation, biological process: fibroblast growth factor receptor signaling pathway. Gene Ontology annotation, cellular component: cytoplasm; cell-cell junction. Lineage: Eukaryota; Metazoa; Chordata; Actinopteri; Perciformes; Anarhichadidae.
GAGGUCCAUAUUGUACUUUCUACUCUACUACAUCUCAGAGGUAAAACUGUACUUUAUACUGUACUACACCUCAGAGUUACAUAUUAUACUUUUAACUGGACUACAUGUCAGAGGUACAUGUUGUACUUUCUACUGUACUUAUAUGUACUUUAGGAUAUAAAGUAAUUAACAUCAAACAUACACAUUAAUGCAGCAGUAAUAACUACUUGAACUAUAUUUAUACACAUCACACUGUGGCAUUAGUACAUGUACUGAAGUACAGGACUUGAAUACUUCAGAUACACAUGAUGACGCAUAAUGAAAGAGUAGUUAUGUAUAUUUCCAGAUGACGUCACUCGGCUCUCUCCCCAAACCACACGGCCCCCUCGCGCAUGCGCACAGCUGCGGGUGUUCACCACAUUGAAGCUGCUGAACUCUCGGAAGUUUAAGCUAAGUUUAGCAGUGAUUUAGCACCAACAGGCUAGCGGCAGAAAAACACUGUUCGACGGAGGAAAACUCGUUUUAUAUCGAUAAUAAAGUUCGUUAGGACGGGAUCUAGUGAACCACGGAGGAACCACCGAUGGAUCUAAACAGUUUAUCAUCGGUUUAUCUGCGUUAGACCCUCUGGAAGAAGUUGUGAUUGUUGUUUUUUGGCGCUCUAGCAGCGCAGAGGAAAGAUGGAGGAGUAGCAUCGAGCUAACGCUAGCUGGGGUCGGUUAUAACUCGGUUACAUCGGACUGGAUGUGAGGCUGUGUUCCACCACUAAGACUGUAGCUGCUGUUCAUGUUUCCAGAUCAACCAGAGCAUGAGGGUCCCUCUGAGGAUGGAACCAGGUCUACUGGAGGCAGGAUCUAGACAUCAGAUGGUGCUCUGAAGAAGCCAUGGGUAGCUGUUUAAGCUGUCCAGAGAAAGAGUCAAUUCCAGAUAAUCAUCAAAGUAAAUUCAAGGUGAUAAACGUGGACGACGAUGGGAACGAACUGGGCUCAGGUGUGAUGGAGUUGACUGAUGCUGAACUUGUCCUCCACACCCAUCGCCGUGACGACGUCAGGUGGCCAUACCUGUGCUUACGUCGCUAUGGUUACGACUCCAAUCUGUUCUCGUUUGAGAGCGGCAGACGAUGUCAGACCGGCCAAGGUAUUUUUGCCUUCAAAUGUUCUCGAGCUGAAGAAAUCUUCAACAUGCUGCAGGAGGUGAUGCACAGUCACAGCAUCAGUGUGGUGGAGGAGGCGGUGCUGGAGCCCAACCAGUCAAUACACACACCUGCAGCUCUGGGUUACUCGGUGCCUACGGUGCCUAAUGGUGUGACCAGGAUCCCAUCUGUGGGUGAAGCCCCGUCUCACCCCUCCACCCGUCACCCGUCUGUGGCCAGCACCCGUCUGCCCUCCGUGGGAGAAGAGUCCACUCAUCCUCUGCUGGUGGCUGAUGAAGCGGUCCACACCUAUGUGAACACCACGGGGCUCCUGGAGGACCAGCCCAGCCCUCUGACAGUCACCCCUAACCCGAUGGAGAGCCCCACCUCCCCCCGGUCUCUGUGUCCUCCGACCCCCCCGCCUCCUCCGAGGGUCCGCGUGGAGCCGUUGGACCCGCCCCCCGAGCCGGAGCCCCAGGUGGUGCUGGAGCCUCAGGGGGUUCGCUUCGUGCUGGGCCCCACCCCCGUUCAGAGGCAGCUGAUGGAGAAGGAGAAGAGGCAGCAGGAGGUGGAGGAGCCCCGAGAGACUAACGGCCACAUGGAGGUCAGCAUCGAGGCCGAGCCGGCUCCUCCUCUCUCCAACGGCUCCUCCUCCUCUAAUCCCUCCACGGCUUUUCGCCGCCACCGCCCGCCCCCCCUCACCCCCGACUUGCAGAAUGUCAACAACUCGGCCCAGCGGCGCACCGCCCUGCUGGACUACGAGAACCUGCCGGCACUGCCGCCGGUGUGGGAGACGAGGAAGCCGAGCUCGGAGGAGGAGGAGUAUCUGAAGACGCCGUCGCUCAACGGCUACAGCCAUCACCACCCCCCCCACAGCCUGCUGCACCACUCCUACUCCCACCCUCUCUCGCCUGGCCAAGAGGCCUCUCACAACUACGUCAACACGGAGAACGUGACCGCUCCGCUCAGCGCCCACCGGCCCGACACGGCCCGGCGCCGCACCGACGGGCCCACCAUCUUCAACUUUGACUUCCGUCGGCCGCUGCCGGGCCACGCGGAGCUGCCCAAAACCCUGAACUACAUCGAGGUGGAGAUGGACAACAGCGUGGGGAACAAGGGCGCUUCGGACGGCAGCAACCCCCCCACGCCCCGCACCCCCACCUCCCCGCUCCCCCCCACCUCCCCGCUCCCCCCCAUCACCCCCACCCGCCGCACAGAGCUCUACGCCCUCAUCGACAUCGAACGCACCGCUGCCAUGUCCAACCUGCAGAAGGCUCGGCCGCGAGACGAUGGCACGUCACGCAAGACGCGACACAACAGCACGGAGCUGCCCACCAAAGGCACCGCAUGACCCCGCCCCUUUUCACCCUGCGUGUCGUCUGAUUUGACGGACGGAGCUUCUUUAUAUUCACACGGAGACGCAGUGACAGACUCCACCAAUGAGUUAAUGGCUUCCUGUUCAGGUAGACGUCACACCUGAACCUCGGUACUCUUCAUACAGCGGUGAUAUAAGACCUCUGUUUGGGUUGAUGUUGAUAAGACUGGACUGCAUUCCGCCUCCUUGUAUGGUACAAAUCAGUAUUACUGAACAAAGCAUUCCAUUUAGCCUUUUAUAUGAUUCACUACAUGCUGCUGUAACUCCGUAUCUAAGGACCACAUGGUACACCACAUAAUGUCUCUGAAUAUGUACAGUAGAUUCUGGCACAAUAAAUGUCUGUUGUUUUAUUUGUACUUA